Bactrocera oleae (olive fruit fly) is the source of this 1013-nucleotide messenger RNA. RefSeq names its product Pigment-dispersing factor (gene Pdf). Gene Ontology annotation, biological process: response to light stimulus. Lineage: Eukaryota; Metazoa; Arthropoda; Insecta; Diptera; Tephritidae. The record is from RefSeq and is a predicted model, not a curated record. Gene Ontology annotation, cellular component: extracellular region. Gene Ontology annotation, molecular function: hormone activity.
UGCAUUUAUUUUACUUAGCAUUACAAAAAGUCCUGCCCAUACAUACAAGUAUAUGCACAUAUGUAUGUAUGUAUAAAUAUCGCCUGCUUUAACGUAUCCGUUUGCAAUAAAAACACAGCUCUUAAGUAUGUGUACCAUAGAUAACAUGCACACAAAUAUAGAACUAACGUUUGCAGAACUAUAUUGGCAGAGUCUAUAACAAACAAGUCGUAAAAAUCUUAGAUAACAGGAAAUAAAACAACGCACAAUCAAAUGUUUGUGAAGUAUCUGCGUCUCUGAUUUGUUUGAUCUGGAAUUGACACUCACUCUAGUUGCGUAUACGGGACUCCUGCUGUGAUUAACAUGCUCUAUUCAGGUAUAAAAACCAAAGCAAAUCCUUAUAGUUCAUCAGUUGUUAUCUGCAAUCCUUCGGAGAAUUUUCAUCGCUCAGUGCAAUACCGUUAAAUAUAACAGUUAAAAAUGGUUAAGCUAGUUUGUCUUGUUUUCACUUUGUCUUUCUGUUUAGUAUUAUAUUCAUCUCAAGCGUUGCCUACUCCCGAUGAGGAGCGUUACAUGGAAAAAGAAUACAACCGCGAGCUUUUAAAUUGGCUCAACUCUAUACAAUACCCACAGGCUUAUGCAGCCCCUUGUAAAUAUUAUCCGAUCAAUAGUUUGACUGGACCUGUACCAAAAAGGAACUCGGAGUUGAUUAAUUCAUUGCUUAGCCUGCCAAAAAGCAUGAACGAGGCUGGAAAAUAAAUUAUGAACUGAACUAAUGUUUUCCGUAUGUAAUUUAAAAAUAUAUAUGUAGAUAAAUCCAUUUCGAAGGUAACACGCAAUGUGAGAGGUUAGGUAUUUCCUAUACAAAUACAUAUAUUUAUUCAAAAUAUAUAUAUAUAAUUAUAAAACAAUUCAAAAAUACUCUACUGUAUUACAAAUUAUAUAAAGAUGUAACAAGUAAAGUGCUAUAAUAAUAAUGUCGUUAAUUAUGUCGUUAUAAAUCACCAAAUAAAAGUAAUUGAAAAACAAAUGAA